AUGAACAAAAGAACAUUAUCAGAUGAUCAAAAUGAUAAUGAGAAAAAUAAAACAGGAGUUAAAAGAUAUUUGAUGAGUAGUGAUGACCAUUUUGAAAAGCAAAAAUUAAAUUAUGAAAAAAACUGCGAUUCUAAAUUGAAUUAUAAUUCAUCAAAUGAAACAAAAGAAAACGAUAAUAUUAACGAUAUGAAUAAUAAUCAUGGUAAUAAUAAAAUUGAUAGUAAUAGCAAUAAUAAUACUAAUACUAAUAUGAAUAGCAAUAGUUCUAGUACUAAUAAUAGUACUCUAACUACUAGCAAUAAUAAUAAUAGUAAUAAUAAUAAUAAUAGUUAUAGUAAUAAUAAUAAUAGCAAUAAUAAUAGUUAUAAUAAUAAUAAUAAUAAUAAUAAUAAUAAUAAUAGUAAUAAUAAUAAUAAUAAUAAUAAUAAUUCAUCUUCAAAUAAAUAUUACUCUAACGAUUGUAAAAAAAGAAAAGGGAGGUACUCUAUGCCAUUUUUAAAAAAAGAAAAAAACAAUGUUAGUACUAUUUUAAUUUUGACAAACGUACCAAAAGAUGCUGAUGAAGAAGAUAUAAAAUCUUUCAUGCGUCCAUUUAUAAAAAACAAAAUACCAGAAAUAAAUUUUUGUGAUGAAGAAAUAAUAGUUAAAUUAUAUGAUGAUGAAUUAAAUGAAAAUAUGUACAAUUAUUUUAAUGAGCAUCCAACACAAAUAAAAGGAUCUUUUGUAAAAGUAAAAUUAUCAAAAAUAAGUGAUGAUAAUAAAGGAAAUCUAGAUACAUAUGAAACUAGUAGUAAUAAUAAUAAUAAUUCUAAAGAAAAAUUAGAAAAAAAAAAUUCUAAACAUAACAAAAAUGAGUGUUCAAAAGUUAUACUAGUAUCAGUAAUAAAUUUACAUUAUCCUGUUGAUAUAGAAUUAAUAUAUUAUCUAUUUAGUAAAUGUGGAGUAGUGGAAAAAAUAAUUACAUUUUCAAGAAAUCCAGUCGUAUAUCAAGCUUUAGUUCAAUUUAAAAAUAUAGAAACAGCUAAAGAAGCUAUCAAAACUUUACAUAACAGAAAUAUAUAUGAUGGAUGUAAUACAAUUCAAAUUCAAUAUUCUUUUUUAAAAGAGCUAGUGGUAAAAGCUAAUAAUUCUAGUUCUUGGGAUUAUACUACAACUAGUGCAAGCAAAAAUAAAGGUUUUUCUAAUUUUCAAAGUUCUCAUGGUGUUUUGCCUACUCCAACAAGAAAAAAUAAAGAUUCAGAAUUAUAUCAUUUGAUGGAAAGAAAAUUUAAGUUAGUAGACUUUGAAACAAAGAAUCCAUCAAAAACACCUGUUUUAAUAUGUUACAACAUACCAAAAGAAUAUACUGAUGUUAAUAAGCUUUUUAAUUUAUUUAGUGUUUACGGUUUUGUCUCAAGAAUUAAAAUAUUAAGAGAAAAGCCAGAUUCUGCUCUUAUUCAAUAUUCUAAUUAUUUAUAUUCUUCAUUAGCUCAAGAAUGUUUACAACAUGCCAAAAUAUGCGACCAAACUAUAGAAUUGCAUUUUUCAAAAAUACAUGAUAUAAGAAUUUCAUCUCAACAAAAAAAAAAUGAAUCCUAUAAAGCCAAAUCUUUUAACAAUUACGAUCAAAGAUAUUUAGUAGCAGAUCAAGUAAAAUACAUAAAAGGAGCUUGUAAACCAACCAAAACUUUAUUUAUAUCCAAUGUAAAUGAAGAAGUGAAUGAAGAAUGUAUAGUAAAUUUAUUUAAUAAAUAUGGAGAAAUUAAUAAGUUAAAAUUUCAGCCAAUUAAAGAAGGAAAAAAGCAUCUAAUGAUUACUGUAGAAAUGAAUUCAGAAGAUAUGGCAACGAGAGCUUUGAUGGAUCUUCAUAAUCAUUAUAUAAAAGAUCGUGCUAUAAAAGUAUCUUUUACAAAAACUAGACUACUUUAA
Plasmodium relictum is the source of this 1908-nucleotide messenger RNA. Its product is annotated as polypyrimidine tract binding protein, putative. Gene Ontology annotation, cellular component: nucleus. Gene Ontology annotation, molecular function: mRNA binding. NCBI's taxonomy places the organism in Eukaryota, Apicomplexa, Aconoidasida, Haemosporida, Plasmodiidae. Gene Ontology annotation, biological process: regulation of RNA splicing. The transcript has 5 exons. The coding region runs from base 1 to 1908 and encodes 635 amino acids. The record is from RefSeq and is a predicted model, not a curated record.